AUGAGGGCACGCACUGCACAAGUGGGGUACUGCGGGGAGCUGUGGACGUCCCUUUUUUGGCGUGUUCAGAGCUUAAUAUGGGGAGAGAGCAUCUCAGAUAGUGUCCUGCUGGACAGCGCUGUGCUAAGUGACCGCAUCUCCAAGCUCACAGAGGACCUCAUUCCUGAUCUCCACCCUGAGCUCCUUUCAGGGGGUGUUGACCGUCAGCGACUGCAGUGGAGGAGCUUGCCAGGAAGAUUGGAGGUGCUGAGCGGUGUUGACCGCACCCACCAGCGCCCCAGGCGACAGCUGGUGCCUAAGCCCUACGUGCAGCCCAUUUCCUCCCAACACUGUCCAAAAGAAGAAAUGAAUUCCUUCCAGAAGCAGCCACCGGGCGCAGCACCUUGACAGAUGAGGUACCCCCCAAACUGGCAGGGGGGAGGGAAGGACCCGGUUUUCCUCGCCAAGGACUUCAAUCUGCUGAAUUUGAACCAUCAGCAGCCAGGAGGAAACAGGGACCAGCAGACGUCAAAGGGGCUGGAGAACAACCUGUACAACCAGUACGAGGAGAAGGUGUGGCCCUGCAUUGACCUCAUCGACUCCCUGCGGGCUCUGGGCGUGGAGCAGGACCUGGCCCUGCCCGCCAUCGCUGUCAUCCGGGACCAGAGCUCGGGCAAGAGCUCCGUGCUGGAGGCGCUAUCGGGGGUCGCCCUUCCCAGAGGCAGCGGAAUCAUAACCAGGGGUCCGCUGGUGCUGAAACGGACAAAGCAGGAGUGCAGGUGGACCAGGAGAAUCAGCUGCCCUGGAAGACUGAGAUCCAGGUGCAGGACCCCUCAGGUGGAGAGGGAACUACGUAAAGCCCAGGAUGCCGUAGCUGGGAAUGGAGUUGGCAUUAGCCACGAGCUCAUUAGUCUGGAGAUCGCCUCCCCUGAGGCUCCAGAUCUGACCCCCAAUGAUCUUCCCGGCAUCACCAGGGUGGCCGUGGGAAACCAGCCCCAUGAUAUCGGACUGCAGAUUAAGGCACUCAUUAAAAAGUACAUCCAGAGGCAGCAGACAAUCAACUUAGUGGUGGACCCCUGCAACGUGGACAUCGCCACCACGGAGGCACUGAGCAUGGCUCAGGAGGUGGACCCCGAUGGAGACAGGACCAUAGGAAUCCUGACCAAACCGGAUCUAGUGGACAAGGGCACUGAGAAAGGUGUCCUGAAAGUCAUGCAGGACCUCACAUACCCUCCCAAGAAAGGCUAUAUGACAGUGAAGUGCCGGGGUCAGCAGGAGGUCACGAACAAGCUGAGCUUGGCCGAAGCAACCAAGAAGGAAAUGAUGUUCUUUCAAACACAUCCGUACUUCAGGAACUUGCUGUUCCUGAACAGUUACGACGCCAUAUGUAAAGAAAAACAACAGUUUGAAAAUCGGUAUCGUGGUAGAGAGUUGCGAGGGUUUGUGAAUUAUAAGACGUUUGAGGCCAUCAUAAAAAAGCAGGUCAGAGUUCUGGAAGAGCCGGCUGUGGACAUGCUGCACACGGUGACUGGUAUAAUCCGGGCUGCCUUCACAGAUGUUUCAGAAAAAAACUUUAAUGAAUUUUUCAACCUCCACAGAACUGCCAAGUCCAAAAUUGAAGACAUUAGAUUAGAACAAGUAACGGAAGCUGAGAAAUCGAUCCGACUACACUUUCAAAUGGAGCAGAUCGUCUACUGCCAGGACCAGGUUUAUCGGCGUGCGUUACAGCAGGUCAGAAAGAAGGAGGCAGAAGAAGAAAAGAACAAACAGUCAAACUAUUAUUUCCAACCACAGACCCCCUCCUCAGACCCCUCCAUAGCAGAGAUCUUUCAACACCUGAUCACCUACCACCAGGAGGUCAGCGCCCGCAUCUCCAGCCACACCCCCUCGAUCAUCCAGUUCUUCGUGCUCUAGACGUUCGGCGGCCGGCUGCGGAAGGGCAUGCUGCAGCUGCUGCAGGACAAGGACAAGUACAGCGACAGGCUGCUGAAGGAGCACAGCGACACCACGCCAGAAAGAGAGUGGCUGUCUCACAAGCUGUCCACUCCCAGGCCCAGUGGGACAACCGCUUCCCCCACCGCACCCGCACCCCCAUCCCAGGGCCCUUCUGACACUCAGGACUCCGUGAUCCUCAAGGCUUUGGGACAAUAUGAGAAUUCAUGUAGGAGAAGGGAUGCUCUGGACACUUGGAGGCUGGCGCCCCCUCGUGGCUGGACAGAGUAA
Messenger RNA from Mesoplodon densirostris (Blainville's beaked whale), 2202 nucleotides. RefSeq names its product interferon-induced GTP-binding protein Mx2-like. Gene Ontology annotation, biological process: defense response to virus. The record is from RefSeq and is a predicted model, not a curated record. Gene Ontology annotation, cellular component: cytoplasm; nucleus; membrane. Gene Ontology annotation, molecular function: microtubule binding; GTP binding; GTPase activity. Lineage: Eukaryota; Metazoa; Chordata; Mammalia; Artiodactyla; Ziphiidae.